AUGAAACACACCAAUUACUACGAUAUAUUAGGCGUCGAGCCAAAUGCCUCAGACAAUGAACUUAAAAAGGCCUACCGCAAGUUAGCCAUGAAAUUUCAUCCAGAUAAAAACCCGGAUCAAAAUGCUGGAGACAAAUUCAAAGAAAUUAGCCAUGUAUACGAUAUUUUAAGUGAUCCUGAAAAACGUGAAGCGUAUGAUGAAUAUGGAGAAGAUGGACUAUCAGGCAGCGGUGGUGGUUUGUCCCCUGAAGAUUUAUUCGCUAGUUUUUUCAGUUUUAGUCCUGGAGGAUUUCCAGGUAAUACAGGUAGAGCAAGACAAAGGCGCGGUGAAGAUAUUAUAAAACCAUUCAACGUGACAUUAGAGGAUUUGUAUAAUGGAAAAACUGCGAAAAUUUCUUUGCAGAAAGACGUCGUUUGUCCUCUUUGUCACGGGUAUUUUCCAAAGGAGGUAAAACGGGGGCCAGGAAAAAAUGUCAUAGUUGUGAUGGAAGAGAAAUUUUUGGAGAUCUUUAUAGAUAAGGGUAUGCAUCAUGGUCAACGAAUUAUUAUGCCAGGAGAAGCUGAUCAAGAGCCAGGCGUGGAAACCGGUGAUGUAAUUCUUAUUCUGGAACAGAAACCUCAUCCUAAUUUUGAACGUCAAGAAAAUGAUUUGAAAACCAAAGUAACAAUCUCCCUAACAGAAGCUCUCUGCGGCUUCUCCAAAGUGCUCUUAAAACACCUGGACAAACGUGGAUUAGUGGUAACUCAACCAGCCGGUGAAGUUAUUAAACCUAAUGAAAUCAAACGUGUAGUGAAUGAAGGCAUGCCGACAUAUAAACGGCCGUUUGACAAAGGGAAUCUUUACAUCGAAUUCAUUGUUGAAUUGCCGAAUUCAAUGUGGACUACUCCCGAUAAUUUGAAGGUCAUCGAGUCUUUAUUGCCUAAACGGCUACCAGAAGAAAAAAGAAAUCCUAAGGAUAUCGUAGAUGAAGUACAAUUAAUAGAGAGUGAUCUCUCUCAGGUAAAAUCUAACAUCUGA
Molecule: messenger RNA, 1017 nt
Organism: Ambispora gerdemannii
Lineage: Eukaryota; Fungi; Glomeromycota; Glomeromycetes; Archaeosporales; Ambisporaceae
Source: the annotation of a GenBank genome assembly